Molecule: messenger RNA, 3318 nt
Organism: Neopsephotus bourkii (Bourke's parrot)
Lineage: Eukaryota; Metazoa; Chordata; Aves; Psittaciformes; Psittacidae
Gene: MFN2
Product: mitofusin 2
Exons: 19
Coding region: 223-2490 (755 amino acids)
Biological process (GO): mitochondrion localization; mitochondrial fusion
Cellular component (GO): mitochondrial outer membrane
Molecular function (GO): GTPase activity; GTP binding
Source: RefSeq, a predicted model, not a curated record
CCUCAGCGCCGGGGUGGUGACGGUGCCGCGGGGUGUCAUGGCGGCGGUGCGGGAGCGGCGCUGAAGGGAGGGGAACAGGCUGGACUCGGCGUCGCUGGAAGAGCUGCGGGACGGAGUUCGGCCAGGGCGAGGGAGAGGGCAGGUAAACGGCCUGCAGACGUUCAUGUUCAAGAGGAACUCGAGCUGACCAUGCCUGUCUGGUGAAAACGAAACUCAAACGCGAUGUCCCUGCUGUUUACUCGUUCCAAGUCAAUAGUUGCAGUGAAGAAGGAUAAAAGACACAUGGCUGAAGUAAAUGCUUCUCCACUUAAACAUUUUGUCACUGCAAAGAAGAAAAUCAAUGGUAUCUUUGAACAACUGGCUGCAUACAUCAGUGAGAGCUCCUCGUUCCUGGAAGACACACACAAGAAUGUAGAGCUUGAUCCUGUCACCACAGAAGAGCAGGUACUGGAAGUCAAAGGCUACCUGUCGAAAGUGAAUGGCAUUAGUGAAGUGUUGGCGAGGCGACACAUGAAAGUUGCUUUUUUUGGCAGGACAAGCAAUGGGAAAAGCACUGUGAUAAAUGCCAUGCUAUGGGACAAAGUCCUUCCUUCAGGAAUUGGACACACCACUAAUUGUUUCCUGCGUGUAGAGGGGACAGAUGGACAUGAAGCUUUCCUGCUUACUGAAGGCUCAGAGGAAAAGAAAAGUGUUAAGACAGUAAACCAGCUGGCUCAUGCCCUUCAUCAAGAUGAACUUCUGAAUGCUGGCAGCCUAGUCAGCGUAAUGUGGCCCAAUUCCAAAUGUCCUCUCUUAAAGGAUGACUUGGUGCUGAUGGACAGCCCUGGCAUUGAUGUAACCACAGAGCUGGACAGUUGGAUUGACAAAUUCUGUCUGGAUGCUGACGUAUUUGUCCUGGUGGCAAAUUCUGAAUCAACAUUGAUGCAAACUGAGAAACAGUUCUUUCACAAGGUGAAUGAACGUCUGUCUCGACCCAAUAUAUUUAUUUUAAAUAACCGCUGGGAUGCAUCUGCCUCUGAACCAGAAUACAUGGAAGAGGUGCGUCGGCAGCACAUGGAGAGGUGCACCAGUUUCCUGGUGGAUGAGCUGGGUGUAGUGGAUCGAGCCCAGGCAGGGGAUCGCAUUUUCUUUGUGUCAGCAAAAGAAGUGCUCAAUGCUAGGAUUCAGAAGGCUCAAGGGAUGCCAGAAGGAGGUGGAGCAUUGGCAGAUGGAUUUCAAGUAAGAAUGUUUGAGUUUCAGAACUUCGAGAGAAGAUUUGAGGAAUGCAUCUCACAGUCAGCAGUAAAAACAAAGUUUGAGCAGCACACGGUGAGAGCAAAGCAGAUUGCAGAAGAUGUUCGUCUCAUCAUGGAUUCUGUGCAUAUUGCUGCCCAGGAACAGCGAGUUUACUGUCUGGAAAUGCGAGAGGAGCGACAGGAGCGUUUAGGUUUUAUUGACAAACAGCUGGAGCUUCUUACUCAAGACUACAAGCGGAAAAUAAAACAAAUCACAGAAGAAGUGGAGAGGCAGGUGUCAAAUGCAAUGGCAGAAGAAAUCAGACGGCUCUCAGUGCUAGUAGAUGAAUACCAAGCAGACUUCCAUCCAUCUCAAGUAGUUCUUAAAGUUUACAAAAGUGAGCUACAUAAACACAUUGAGGAAGGCCUGGGCCGUAACAUGUCAGAUCGUUGCUCCAAUGCAAUCUCUGCCUCCCUGCAGACAAUGCAGCAAGAAAUGAUAGAUGGUUUAAAACCCCUUCUCCCAGUCUCUUUGCGGGGCCAGAUAGACAUGUUAAUUCCCCGGCAGUGCUUCAUGCUCAGCUAUGAUCUGAACUGUGACAAGCUUUGUGCCGACUUCCAAGAGGACAUAGAAUUCCAUUUCUCUCUUGGAUGGACGAUGCUGGUGAACAGGUUUUUGGGACCAAAGAAUGGUCGUCGGGCCUUGAUGGGCUAUAAUGACCAGGUUCAACGCCCUUUGACACCAGCAAAUCCCAGUCUGCCUCCUUUGCCUCAGGGCUCUAUGACCCAGGAAGAGCUCAUGGUGUCGAUGGUGACUGGACUGGCCUCAUUGACUUCCAGAACUUCCAUGGGGAUCAUCGUGGUUGGUGGUGUGGUCUGGAAGGCUGUGGGUUGGAGAUUGAUUGCUCUCUCUUUAGGCCUUUAUGGGCUCCUUUAUGUAUAUGAGCGCCUCACCUGGACCACGAAAGCGAAGGAGAGAGCUUUCAAGAGACAGUUUGUAGAGUAUGCUGGUGAGAAAUUGCAGCUCAUCGUCAGUUACACAGGUUCUAAUUGCAGCCACCAAGUCCAACAAGAGCUGGCUGGAACAUUUGCUCAUUUGUGUCAGCAAGUGGAUGUCACACGAGAGAAUCUUGAGCAGGAAAUUUCUGCCUUGAAUAAAAAAAUCGAAGUUCUGGAUUCACUGCAGAGCAAAGCAAAACUGCUCAGGAAUAAAGCGGGUUGGCUUGACAGCGAGCUCAACAUGUUCACACAUCAGUACCUGCAGCAAAGCAGAUAGUGUGGGAAGAACAGAAAACCAAUGCUGUUUCCCUUCAGUGCUCUCUUAAUUACUGCAGAGAACAUGGUGGGUGAUGGAAUUCCCUGAAGGGAAUAGGCAAAAGCCUAUUGCUGUUUCCAGUUGCUGUGUGAACGAUAGGAGUCUGCUUCCCUGUUCUGUGUCCCACCUCUAAACACUAGCUGUUAACUCUUCUUUUCCUUCCUGCGAGACCAGGCUACUUCAGAAGGAAUGUGUGCUUCAUACAUUCACAGGGGCUUUUUAAAGCAAAAUCAAGUACAGUAAGAAGUUGAAACCAAAUAUUUAUCAGGCUAAAAGUUACUCUGACACAUCUUUAAAGACUCCUUCAUUUUACUCUAUGAAGGUAGAUCUUUUGAUUUCCAAGCCCCGAGUUUGUGUAUGUGUGACAAUUAGCAGUUUGUCUAAACCCAGAUCCCUUGCACAGAGGUGUAACGAUGGUUUCACAAUGCAUUUAUAGCCCAUGCAAGCCUCUCUCCUUGGUUAAUAUUCCGUUAUUAUAGACUAUGACAGAGAAUCACCAUGUCCCUUCAUAGAAAGGUUUAUUACUGUCAGGAUGUUUAUACCAAUGAACAAAAACCAGUUCUCUUCCAGAGGGACUAAGAUUUUGCUUUGGUAAGCUUAUUGUCUUUGGAGUUAGUUUGUUCCUGUUAAGAACAACUUAAUAUGCAGUCUGGCCCAUUUCAUAUUGUGGACAGAUAGUGUGCAAGGACAUAACUAGGUCCUGUGAAGGGGUAGUGCUGGGAAUCUGACAACUUGUUGAGGAGGAGAAAUAGGGAAAACCACGCAGUUGAUGGAAUGUAUGAACUACCU